AUGAUCAACCUCGCACGCUGCCUCGUGCCGUGCGAGGAGGACCACGUAGAGGAGGAGGCCGGGCGGCGCAACAUUGCGCGCGCGGUGGCGUUGCUGGAACGCGCGAUCCGCAUCGGAGUGGAGCACUCGGAAGCUGAGCUGUUGGCCAUCGGGAUCCGGCCGCUGACUCGUAAAGAGUACGAGGGGCAGGCGCGACUCAAGGUCGAGGAUGCACACGACGGGGAGGAAGACGAGGAGGAGGAGGAUGACGAGGACGAAUACGAUGAGGGCGAGAGGAUGACCGAGCGGCUGCGCGAGUCGGGGAUCACGAGCGGAGCGCACGUGGUGGCGAUGGUGAUGCUGGCGGAGAUUCUGGUGAUGAGCUCGGAGCCGCGCGAGUCGGAGAAGGCGACGCGUCUGCUGGAGCGGGCCGUGAGCGAGGUGGCGGUGCCGAACGCGCUGGAGAAGGUGACGGUGAACUUUGAGAUGCUGCGCGUGCUGGCGGAGGAGGGGCGGGACGACGCGGAGCGGUGCGCGCGCGUGGGGCGGCUGUGUCGGCUGAUGAUGGAGCGGAGCGGGCGGUGCGAGGGGGCGUGGGUGCUCGGCGAGAUGAUGCGGCACGGGCGCGGGGCGCGGCAGAGCGCGCGCGACGCGGUGCACUGGUUCGAGCGCGGCGUGAGCGGCGGCGAGGCGCGCGCCGCCGUCGCGCUGGCGGAGAUGCUCGUCGAGGGCGAGGGCGACGUGCCGGCCGAGCGCGGCCGCGCCGUGCUGCUCGCCGCGCAGGCCGUCGCGGGCGGCGGCCUUGUCGCGAAGCGUGCGGUCGUGGUGCUGGCGAGGGCGUGGAACGCGCGUAGGGGGAAAGGGUGA
Messenger RNA from Chondrus crispus (carragheen), 846 nucleotides. Its product is annotated as Sel1-repeat containing protein. Lineage: Eukaryota; Rhodophyta; Florideophyceae; Gigartinales; Gigartinaceae. The record is from RefSeq and is a predicted model, not a curated record. The transcript has a single exon. Gene Ontology annotation, molecular function: protein binding. The coding region runs from base 1 to 846 and encodes 281 amino acids.